CCUACCAGCAGCCUCCUUGAGGUGGGAUCUAAAACAGGAGGGCUUCACAGUUCAACUCUCGCCGAGCGGAGAGGAGGAAUCAGUACUAGGCAGAGGCUCCUUCCGAAGAUGUGAAGAUAAACACCGCGUUACAGCGCCGCGACGUCCAUAACAGCUCGUUUAUACUUUUCAACGGGGAGAAGUCAUUUUUAGUAAAUGCACUUUGUAGCAGCGCUACACUCGCGAUUUUAUUUUUCCUUUUUUUUAAUUUUUCGCAUUUGUGAGCGAUCGCGAUGGCAGUUCAGUCCACAUCCGGGCCACAAUGCCUUGACUCCAUUAUUGUCUCAAACUGACGGAGUGGUUGAUAAACCUUGUUAUUUUUUUACAUUUAACGACACAUUUUUAUUACGUGCUGUGAAGGCUGGAACCAGGAGGAGAUGUCUAACCAAGGAGUUCGGCGGAAUGGCCCGGUGAAGCUGCGACUAACAGUCCUCUGCGCUAAAAACCUGGUGAAAAAGGAUUUCUUCCGCCUCCCUGAUCCCUUUGCCAAGGUGGUUGUGGACGGCUCAGGGCAAUGCCACUCUACAGACACUGUGAGAAACACACUUGACCCCAAGUGGAAUCAACACUACGACCUAUACAUUGGAAAAUCAGACUCCAUCACUAUCAGUGUAUGGAAUCACAAGAAGAUUCACAAGAAGCAAGGGGCUGGGUUCCUGGGCUGUGUACGCCUUCUGUCCAACGCUAUUAACCGCCUUAAAGACACGGGCUACCAGAGACUAGACCUGAACAAGCUGAGUCCCAAUGACAGUGACACAGUCAGAGGCCAAAUAGUGGUGAGCCUGCAGUCUAGGGACCGGAUAGGCACAGGUGGCCCUGUGGUGGACUGCAGUCGGCUGUUUGACAAUGAUCUUCCAGAUGGCUGGGAGGAGAGGAGGACUGCGUCUGGACGAAUCCAGUACUUGAACCACAUCACACGCACCACACAGUGGGAGAGGCCUACCAGGCCUGCAUCAGAGUACUCCAGCCCUGGCCGGCCCCUCAGCUGCAUCGUGGAUGAGAACACGCCCAUCAGUACGAACGGUGCCACACCCACCACAGCAUUGCCACCAAUUGACGGUGACCAGCGGGCCCAGGAGAGACGGGUCCGCUCGCAAAGGCACCGCAACUACAUGAGCAGAACCCACCUGCACACGCCUCCAGACCUGCCUGAGGGAUAUGAGCAAAGGACCACGCAGCAAGGCCAAGUGUACUUCCUCCAUACUCAGACAGGUGUCAGUACCUGGCACGACCCCCGAGUACCCAGAGACCUGAGCAAUGUGAACUGUGAGGAACUGGGUCCUCUACCUCCAGGAUGGGAGAUACGGAACACUGCCACAGGGAGGGUUUACUUUGUCGACCACAACAACCGAACCACGCAGUUCACAGACCCACGCCUCUCUGCCAACCUGCAUCUAGUCCUAAAUCCAAGUCCUAAUGGUUCUCGAGGAGGGAUCGAAAGUCAGAAUGUCAGUCGUCAGAACCAGUUGAAGGAUCAGGCCCAGCAGGCUCUGGUGUCUCCCGGUCAACUCCCAGAGGAGGCCGAAUGCCUCACGGUGCCCAAGUACAAGAGAGACCUUGUUCAGAAGCUCAAGAUCCUCCGCCAGGAACUGUCCCAGCAGCAGCCUCAGGCUGGCCAUUGCCGCAUUGAGGUGUCCCGUGAAGAGAUCUUUGAGGAAUCGUAUCGACAGGUGAUGAAGAUGAGGCCAAAGGACCUGUGGAAAAGGCUAAUGGUGAAGUUUAGAGGAGAAGAGGGGCUUGACUAUGGAGGAGUGGCCAGGGAGUGGCUUUAUCUGCUGUCGCAUGAGAUGCUGAACCCAUACUACGGCCUGUUCCAGUACUCCCGUGAUGACAUCUACACACUGCAGAUAAACCCAGACUCUGCUGUCAACCCUGAGCACUUGUCAUACUUUCACUUCGUGGGCCGUAUCAUGGGGAUGGCAGUGUUCCACGGCCACUACAUAGACGGAGGCUUUACUCUACCCUUCUACAAACAGCUGCUGGGUAAACCCAUCACCUUGGACGACAUGGAGUCUGUUGACCCCGACCUGCACAACAGCCUUGUCUGGAUUCUGGACAAUGACAUCACAGGUGUGCUGGACCACACCUUCUGCGUAGAACACAAUGCCUAUGGAGAGAUCAUACAGCAUGAGCUCAAGCCCAAUGGUAAGAGCAUCCCUGUCACCCAGGACACCAAGAAAGAGUAUGUCAGGCUCUACGUCAACUGGCGUUUUCUGCGAGGCAUAGAGGCCCAGUUCCUUGCUCUGCAGAAGGGCUUCAAUGAGGUCAUCCCCCAACACCUGCUCAAGGCUUUCGACGAGAAGGAGCUAGAGCUGAUUGUAUGUGGCCUGGGUAAAAUCGACAUCAAUGACUGGAAGUCCAACACGCGGCUCAAACACUGCACUCCAGACAGCAAUAUUGUUAAAUGGUUCUGGAAAGCUGUGGAGUCGUUCGAUGAGGAGCGCAGAGCCCGGCUGCUGCAGUUUGUCACUGGCUCCUCCAGAGUUCCUCUACAGGGUUUCAAGGCCCUCCAAGGUGCUGCUGGCCCACGGCUCUUCACCAUCCACCAGAUUGAUGCUAGCACCAACAACCUGCCCAAAGCCCACACCUGUUUCAAUCGGAUCGACAUUCCUCCCUACGAGCACUAUGACAAACUGUACGACAAGUUGCUCACUGCCAUCGAGGAGACGUGCGGCUUUGCUGUAGAGUGAGUCACUGCUGCAGGCAGAGCUCUGCAACAACUAGAAGAACAUGGUUUGGCCAUGAUGCCCCCCCCCCUCCUCCUGCUCCUCCUCCUCCUCCUCCAACAAAUCAAAUCAAUCCACUCAGAUGGAGGUCAUCCACGGUUACUUCACCCAGAGACGGCCAUACUUCCCAGGAACAUGUGGCCAAGCUAAGGGAGGGUGGGCAAAGACGACCAGAAAAUCUCAUCUGACUGUGGGGUUUUUUAUUUUGGGUUUUUUUUGUUUUUUAUAGACCCUCCAGCCCUCCUUUAUGUCUUUUUUAUCAUUGAAAAGGAUCUCUUCAGCUGCUAAUAACUCAGACUAUUUACUAACUUGUGGAACCUGCAAAAUUUUCUGGCUCUUCCCUUUUUUCUAAGUUCAUUUUAGCAUUCAAAAAAAAGACUGUAUCCAUGUAGCAAUGUUCCAUUUUACCAAGCAGAACACAAACUCGGUCCACUCUGAAACAACAUUAACAAGACUGGUUUGUUUGCUAGAGUACAGAUUCUUAUUGGUUACCACAACCACUUGGAAACACUAAAUUUGGAUGUGGAGUAUGUAUGACUCGGGCCGUUUGGUGCCUCAGAGUGAUCACUCUGGAGCUAUCAGUAAUUCCAAGGCUGGAAAAACAGGGAUGUGUGCUGAUGAGAAGGCAGAGCUAAAGACUGAAUUAGGCAGAGCCCGACUGUUUACAACCCUCUCCAAAGACAGCAGCAGGGACCUCUGGUCCUGAGUCACUGCCCGACAACUAGCGCUGCAUUCCCAGAAACCCUAUUUCACAUAUUUGACUGUCAGUUUUGUUUGAAAAUGAAUAAAUGAAUAAACAACUUGAAAUGUGUUAUUUUUAUAUAA
Xiphias gladius (swordfish) is the source of this 3590-nucleotide messenger RNA. It is a transcript of the gene smurf2, whose product is annotated as SMAD specific E3 ubiquitin protein ligase 2. Gene Ontology annotation, biological process: ubiquitin-dependent protein catabolic process; negative regulation of BMP signaling pathway. Lineage: Eukaryota; Metazoa; Chordata; Actinopteri; Istiophoriformes; Xiphiidae. The record is from RefSeq and is a predicted model, not a curated record. Bases 417 to 2729 code for a protein of 770 amino acids. The transcript has 19 exons. Gene Ontology annotation, molecular function: protein binding; ubiquitin protein ligase activity.